This is a messenger RNA of Dermochelys coriacea (leatherback sea turtle), 11173 nucleotides long. It is a transcript of the gene FANCM, whose product is annotated as FA complementation group M. Bases 97 to 6261 code for a protein of 2054 amino acids. The record is from RefSeq and is a predicted model, not a curated record. NCBI's taxonomy places the organism in Eukaryota, Metazoa, Chordata, Testudines, Dermochelyidae. Gene Ontology annotation, molecular function: ATP binding; four-way junction helicase activity; nuclease activity. Gene Ontology annotation, biological process: replication fork reversal; double-strand break repair via synthesis-dependent strand annealing; interstrand cross-link repair. The transcript is spliced from 25 exons.
CGAGGUUUUCAAGCGUUCCCGGAGAGGCGCCGGCCCCAAGCUGGCGGCGGGGGCUCUGGCGGGCGCUGACUGAGGGGCCGGGCGGUCCCUGGGAGCAUGAGCGGCGGCGGGCAGAGGACGCUGUUCCAGAGCUGGGGGGCUCGCGCGCCGGGGGCACCCUCAGACCCUCGGCCCGGCGGAGCGGCGCGGCGCCAGCGAGCCCGGCCCGGCCCCGAGGCGGCGGCGGCGGCGGCGGCGGGGGGGGACGAUGACGUGCUGCUGGCGGCGGCCGAGGCCGAGCGGGGCCCGGGCGAGGGGGCGGGCGGCGGGUUCUGCGCGGCGGCGGGCUCGCUGUGGGUCUACCCCACCAACUGGCCGGUGCGCGGCUACCAGGUGCGCAUGGCGCGGGCGGCGCUGCUGGCCAACACGCUGGUGUGCCUGCCCACCGGGCUCGGCAAGACCUUCAUCGCCGCCGUGGUCCUGUACAACUUCUACCGCUGGUUCCCCUCCGCCAAGGUGCUCUUCCUGGCGCCCACCAAGCCGCUGGUGGCGCAGCAGAUGGAGGCCUGCGCCCGCGUCAUGGGCAUCCCUCAGCACCACAUGGCCGAGAUGACGGGGGGUACCCAGGUUCUCAAUCGGAAGGAAAUCUGGCACAAUAAGAGAGUCUUUUUUCUUACUCCUCAAGUAAUGGUAAAUGAUCUUUCUCGUGGAACUUGUCCUGCUGCAGAAAUAAGAUGUCUGGUUAUUGAUGAAGCCCACAAAGCUCUUGGAAACUACGCCUACUGCCAGGUUGUGAAAGAACUGAGCAAAUACACAAACCAAUUUAGAAUCUUGGCUCUAAGUGCCACACCAGGCAGUGACACAAAGGCUGUACAGGAAGUUAUUUCCAACCUAUUGAUAGCACAGAUAGAGCUGUGUUCUGAAGAUUCCCCGGAUAUUCAGCCUUACUCUCAUGAGCGACAAGUUGAAAAAUUUGUUGUUCCACUUGGUAAAGAACUAGCAGAAAUUCAGAACGCUUACAUCAGGGUUUUGGAAACAUUUGCUGGCCGCCUCAUUAAAAUUCGAGUUUUGGCACAGCGUGAUAUUCCCAGCCUUACAAAGUACCAGAUAAUUCUAGCAAGAGAUCAAUUUCGGAAAAACCCUUCUUCACACAAUGUGGGGAUACAACAGGGCGUAAUUGAAGGAGAUUUUGCUCUUUGCAUUAGUUUGUAUCAUGGUUAUGAACUACUGCUGCAGAUGGGAACACGAUCAUUAUUUAUCUUCCUGUGUGGAAUUAUGGAUGGAUCAAAAGGCUUGACUCGUGCCAGGAAUGAACUUAGCCGGAAUGAGGACUUCAUGAAAUUGUAUCGGCAACUUGAAAACAUGUUUUCAGACACAUCUGUGACUUCAGCAAAUGGAAAUUUUCUUUACAAUAGAAUAGGACCUGCAAAUAAAAAUAAAAUCAUCUACAGUCAUCCAAAAUUAAAGAAAUUAGAAGAAGUUGUAGUAGAGCACUUCAAAUCUUGGAAGGGAUGUACAGAUCAAAGCAUAUCUGAAAGCAAACCCAGUGAUACCAGAGUUAUGAUCUUCUCCUCAUUUCGAGACAGUGUCCAAGAAAUUGCUGAAAUGCUUUCCCAGCACCAGCCAAUUGUCAGAGUAAUGACCUUCGUUGGCCACUCCACAGGAAAGAGCAUGAAGGGCUUUACACAAAAAGAUCAGCUUGAGGUGGUAAAAUGCUUUCGUGAAGGUGGCUAUAAUACACUGGUCUCUACAUGUGUAGGAGAAGAAGGUUUAGAUAUUGGAGAAGUUGACCUCAUAAUCUGUUUUGAUGCUCAAAAAAGUCCAAUUCGUCUUGUGCAGCGAAUGGGUCGAACUGGGCGCAAGCGGAAAGGCAGAAUUGUUGUCAUACUUGCAGAAGGACGGGAACAACGGAUUUACAAUCAAAGCCAGUCCAACAAAAAGAGCAUUUACAAAGCAAUUUCAGAAAAAAAAAUGCUUCACUUUUACCAGCAAAGCCCUCGUCUGAUUCCUGAAGGAAUAAACCCAAAGUUGCACAAAAUGUUUAUCACUCCUGCAAUAUAUGAACCAAAUAAUUCAAGAUCACUUUCCAAAGAGAGAAGAUCCAGCUCCCUCCAGCAUAAAUCCGCUCUCUUUUCCAUGGGCAAUAGCACAAAGCAAACAGACUCUCGUGAAAAUUGGUUCCUGACGUCAGAGGAAUUUGAAGUAUGGAACAGCUUAUACAAACUAAAAGAAAGUGAUGGAGUCAAAGAACCAAUAUUGUCUCAAAGUCACUUUGAAACUUUAGAAAAUAUGGAGGAAAUAGCAGUAUCUCGAGUGGAAGGAGCUCAUGAACUUUCCCUAUCUGAGUGGAGACUUUGGCAGAAUCGUCCCUUUCCUACCUAUCUGGUUGACCACUCAGAUCGUUGCUACCAUUUUAUUAGUGUUAUGGAAAUGAUAGAACUGAUGAGACAUGAAGAGGGAGACUGCAGCUAUGAACUGGAAAUUCAGCCUUAUUUAAAUAUGGACGACAUUAAAACCUCAAAUGCUCAAAGGAGUAGUUGUCUUUCCACCAGCAACUCCAAGGCUCAGAAGGCAUUUUCAUCCAGAAAAAACGUGGCACGAGGAUCAAAAGUAAAACUUGGCUCAUAUUCCUUAAGUGAACUUGAUACAGAAUGUAUUUCACUGUUUAAAACAACAAACUUCAAGACCACAAAAAGAACAUCUGCAUUAAAUUUGAAAAUGCCUGCACCAUGUACAGAAGUUAACAUUUUAGAUUCUUUUUCAACUGCAGAGGACGCUGUUUCUGAAUGUACUGUACAUAAAAGUCUACCAGAUAACAGAGAAAAUGUGACAUUUCACUUAAAUGAAUUUACUGCCCCAAGUAAUCUCAGUGGAAAUGUUACUAGUUGUGCAAGUGAAAUAGUAAAGGAAUGUAAAUCUGUAAAUCAAGCCUGUAGUUCACUGGACAGAAACUGUGCAGAUUCUGGUUACAGUAGCUUCACAGAGGAGAAAUCACCAGUUUCACCUAGCUUGUUUUACCUACCUGAAGCAGAGUUGGAUUCAUUUGCACUCACAACUUCAGCUGAGGAUCCUUCAUUGAUAAAAAUAAUAUUAACAAAUGUAAAAAGGCUUUUGUCACAGUCUCCUCCACCUUUGAAUAAACUUCAUAAUUGUGAAGGAUUGGACAGAACCAGAGAAGAUGAAAUCCAACAGCCUGUUUCUUUUCAAAAAGUUAUUUCCAACACAUUCACAGAGGGAUUGCAGGGCAAAACCUCUGUCUCUUUCACAGAGUUCCAGAAUCCUUUACUUCCCGCUCAGAAAUGCUCAGAAUUAAAUGGCCCCAGUAAAUUGUGUUCCUCUAUUAGUAACUGUCCUUCAGAACCAAGCUUCCUUUCUGAGGCUUUUGUUGGCAAGACAAAUAAUGAUUUUAGCUGGGACGACAUCUUUGACUGUGACAAUGGAGAGCACACAGAAAUUCAAAAGGACAAUCUAACAAUGGUAGAUCAUGCUCUGACUAAUAGCCCUUCAGACAAAAAUUCAGUUGACGGGUAUAAAGAGGAUUCUGAAAAGUUCCAGGAAAAUGUGGCCACUGACAGAGAUGAGAGCAUAAAUUUAUUUGAAGAUGAACAUAUUUCAGAUGAGUGCUUUCUAGACAGUGAUGCAAACCCCAGAGAAUCAUUAAUAAGCUGUAGGACCAGAAAUUUGAAAAUAUCUGAACAUUUGGAUAUUGUAAGCAAACAAUUUCUGGAUAAUGAAGAUCUUUAUGACUGUUCUCAGGAACUUUUCUCCGUUAACUUUGAUCUGGGGUUUUCUAUUCAAGAGUCUGAGGAUGAGGAAAUAGACAUGAAUGGUGGUAGUAUUCAAAAUUCAGAUGGUAUCUUGGGCACUCAUGUAGAUGUUAAACCUACUAGAGGUGAAAAUGAGUUAUCAAAUGAUAACUUGAUACAUCCAUCUCCACCAAAAUUGAAAGAUGAAAGCAUUGCAAGAACAAACUUUUCUACACCAUUGCCCUCACAAAAUCAGAGAACGAAUCAAGCAAAACUGACUGAAAACUGUAUCCCAAUCAUUUCUCCUAUGAAGCUAACAGAAGAAAAGGAACAUGGAUCAUAUGACUCUUUAGCUUCUGCAUUUUCCACACCAAAAGGUGGAAAGGUUAGGAAUGUUAAAGUCCUCAAAAGAAUUUCUAUGAAUGCUUUUUCUAGAAUCAGGCAGGAAAUUCCCCAGAUUUUGCCUACAAAUAAAGUAAAUACCAACACUGUUAAAGUCGUGCUAAAUUCAGCUUUUGAUACACCAGACCUCCCCUCAGGAAAGACUGAAAACCUGGACCAUAAACAGCUGCAUGUUUCCCAGAAGUUUCCUAUUGAAGUAGAAAGUAGCAGCGAAAGUGAAGAAGAGAUUGUUUUCCAAAGGAAAAAUAAGAAAAAAGGAAAUGUUUUGAAGUCUCCUGAUGUUAAGAAUAACAGCGAUUUUGAAUCACCAGUUCAUGCUGUCAAGAAACGUAGGCAUCCACUUAACACAUCAGAUUUAUCUAGUGAUGAGGGCAUGGAUUUUCACAAGAAAUCAAACAGGACUGUGGAUAGCGACAUGAGCCGUUGCAGGAAACAACUAAAAGGUGUCAAAAGGCAAAAGAGUGAUGACAACUUUUUUAUGUUGAAGAGUGCAACCAGACAAUUUUUAGAUGAAGAAGCUGAACUUUCCCUACAAGAGGCAGAGGAUAUUUCAUCUGAUGAGAGUGAUUCAGAGAAUGAAUUAAACUCCUCACUCAAUCAAUUCCUUAAUGAUGAGACACAGUUCACAGAGGUUUUAAAUGAUUCUGAGAUGGAAGGAAUUUAUUUAAAAUCUGUGCGUAGCCCAGCUCUCAGCAACAGGUAUAAAAUGGUGCAUAAAGGAUUCAAUAGUAUGACAGUUUUCUCACAGAUUCCUGAGCAAGAUGAGGCUUACUUAGCAGAUAGUUUCUGUGUUGAAGAGGAGGAAGAGGAAAGUGUCAGGAAAAGUGACUCUAGUGAAGAAGAGGAAGUGUGUGUCAAUUUUGACCUUGUAAUGGAUGAGCGCUCUGCUAGUGGAAGAAAACAAUACUUCACUCGCCGCAGAGUAAAACUAAACCAGGCCAAGACAAAACAAAAUUGUGCAGUUCCAUUAACAAAGAAAAGGUCCCGAAUUAUUGUUCUUGAUGAUUCUAGUGGGGAUGAAACAAAUGUCAGUAAUCAGAGGCCAGUAAAAACAGCUUCUCCCAGGACAGACUACAGCCAUGCUCACAUACCCAAGUCGUUGCUUUCAGACUCUCCUGGACAGCCUAAAGCUCCUGAUAGAAAGAACUCUAUUUAUCAGCCCCUGGAGAACAAGGAUCAGAGACUAAUUAACCUGAAGGCUUCAGUGUCUGAAGUGCUGGACUUUCAGCCAGAAAGUAGGGGCAGAGGCAGGCUGUCUUCGCUGGCUAUUGUCAACAAUGAUUUGCUGAGAGGGGAUGGGGAUUUUCAGGCAAAACUCAAGGUGGAAGGUUCUUCAAAAAACCUCUGUGCCAACACUUCAGAUACAUGGUGCUCUGCUUCCAAGGGAAAUUCUGCUGUUGCACCACCUGUUUCAGCUGGUCUUCUGGAGAGAAAAGCCUCCCUUUGCAUUCUGGUCGACAGUCAUGAGAUCUCCUCUGGAUCAGAUAUAAUUUCCUCCCUGAAAGCGAUUCAUGGAGUAAAGGUGCAGGUUUGCUCUCUCGGAGGCUGUGAUUACAUUGUGAGCAAUCGAAUGGCAGUGGAAAGGAGAACUCGGUCAGAACUGCUGAACAGUAUGAACAGGAACAAAGUUACACAACGGAUUCAGCAUUUGCAGAGGGUGUUCGAGAGGAUAUGUGUGAUUGUGGAAAAGGACAGGAUUAAAGCAGGAGAGACUUCAAGAUUAUUCCAAAGGACCAAGUACUAUGACGCCAUGCUGUCAGCCUUAAUCCGGGCUGGAAUCCGAAUCCUUUUCAGCUCUUGCCAAGAGGAAUCUGCCCAUUUGCUGAAAGAUCUGGCUCUGGUAGAACAGAGAAAGAAUGUUGCUAUUCAUGUACCAACAGAAGUGAAAGGGGCCAAACAAGAAGCUCUCCGGUUCUAUCUGAGUAUUCCCAACAUCAGCUACGUAGCUGCACUGAACAUGUGCCAUGGCUUUGAUUCUGUGAAGAAGAUGGCUAACAGCUGCCCAAAGGACAUAGCCACCUGUGCCCAAGUGAGUCAGCAGAAGGCUGAGGAGAUCUACCGCUAUAUCCAUUCUGGCUUUGACUUGCAAAUGCUGCCUGAAAAACUUCACACCAAAGGGAAGAGUAACACGUAACAGCAACACACUGAGAGAAACACAAGUCUGGACUCUGGAACUUUGAGCAGCCAGAGUUUGAUUUCAGAAAGACUAUUGUAUGGAUUUUAAGUUUUUGCAUCGCUCUGAGCCUUAGGAAGCUGGAUGCCUGACCUGGUGAUGCAGUGCACAUACUCAGAGGUGGAUACAGACACUUGGGGAAUUUUUACUGCAAAAAUUUAAGCACCAAACAAGUUUAGGUGGCUACAGGGUUUGGGGGCAUCUGUGAAUCCCCAUGCAGCCUGAUUCUGGUAUUUAAGUACCCACACCGCUUCCCGCAGCUCCCAUUGGCCAGGAACAGCAAACCACAGCCACUAGGAACUACAAACGGUCAAUGUAAAUAAACUGUCUCACAGCCUGCCCAGGGAUUACCCUGACAGGCCACAGGUUGCUCACCACUGACCUAUAGGGCUACACAGCAGCUGAUCACAUGUUCUGAGGAGCUACAUUUUGGACUUUGGCACUUAAAGUGCUAGUUAGGUUCCUAGAUCCCUUUGUGGCUCUAGCUCCUAGUGUUUCUGAAUUUAGUCAGAGAAUUGCCAUUUUCUGGCUAGAAGUUGUUUUCUCCAACAUACAGUUUUGAAGACUGGGAGCUUUUACUAUAACAAGUAGGCCUACAAUUACAGCUUUGCAAUUCUGGGAUUUUUCUGAUUCCAUUCAGCAGGAGGAAUAGCGCACAGGGACUAGGGCUACAUACUCCAUGCUGGUUUUCAGUUCAAAUUACAGGAAAAAAUUAUUACCGAUUUCUUCUUGAUGUUGCCCCAGGUACCCUUCUUGCCUUGUGUGUUCUUCUGCAUUCUAAAUACAUACUUGUCAUAGUCAUGCCUGUAAAUACAAAGAGGUCAGUCAGUAUUAUUGGUGCAUCUACUCUGUAGAUUCCAGUUGGUACAAUUACAGCCAUUAGAAAUGAGUUACCCCGUAGGCAGAAAGGUAACCAAACCAUUUUAAAGGAAAACUGAUACCAUAUUUAGUCUUUUUUAAAAAGCCAGCACUAUAGGUCUGUGCAUGAAUUGUAUGAUAAAGGCUAUAAGUAACACAGCAGUCAGAACGUGCGACAGCUCUCUGAAGUGAGAGACCAGCGAAACAGUCAGCACCCUCCUUUAAAAAUAUAGUGCUUAUCCCUGCCCUUCACAAGUUAGCACUAGCUAAGCAUAGCAUCCCAGAAGCUGCUUCUUCCUCAGUCAAGCCUGGAAGUGAAGCCUUUUGUAUUAGCCACUGUCGUAGGAGUUCUACUUCAGGACUUCUAGGAACUGCUGAGGGUUCUCAACCCGCUUUGGCCAGGUCUACACUACAAACUUUUGCUGGUAUAAUAAUAUUGGUUAGGGAUGCAGUUCUUUAGGACAUUUUUAUACCAGCAAAAAGCCCUACUGUACACUGUGUAGAUGCAGUUAUACUACCAAAAAAGUCCUCUGUCGUAGAUCAUAAAGCCAGAACUGUGACCUUCUCAACUGGUCUCCGUGCAUAACACAAGUCAUAGAAUUUCCCUGCAAUAAAUUCCUGUUUGAAUUAAAGCAGAUCUUGACUUAAAAAUUGCUAGUGAUGGAGAUUCCACCACAACCUUGAAUAAGUUGUUCCAGUGGCUACUUAUCCUCACUGUUUUAAAGUCUGAAUUGGUUUAGCUUUAACUUCCAGACCAUGGAACUUUUCCCAGUAUAAACUGUCUCCCACUAGAGGGGUUUGCCAGCAGAGCUAUCCCAGCUAACCUUUUCCUAGAAUUCUCUGGGGUGGCGGGUACUGUGCUACCAUCUAAGCCUUAUCCACAGGCUGUUAGGAUUACCUUAGACUUGCAGAUAUAUGUAAUGGAGAAAGAGGAACCAUCAAAUGGCCGAUAGCAACUCAAACCCAAUUUUUACCUUAAAAAGAACCCCCUCGCCCUCCACACAUGAAUGAAUUGAAAGGCGCUCAGAUACAUUGGCAGUGGACCUCUAACAAAAAACCCCACACCACUACAUAUUUCAUCACUACCCUAUGCUUCAUGUUUUCCACACUUAAGAUGCUUUUUUUGCACUUUUUAAUUUCCCGAUUGGUAUGAAGGAAUCUAGUUUGGAACUAAAGCUAAAAAUACUUGAAGUGAUACAAGUGAAAUGCUGUAUUUGGCUCUUAAAUCAUCUUUAAAUGCUAACAUUCUGUUCCUCCUUUUUACAAAUUGCCUAAACACAACACUCAUGGCUCCCCCUUCCAAACAAUCAAUUUGCAAGCAAUUGAAAAUGACAAGUUCACUUCUGAACCAAAUUUCUUCAGAUUUUUUGAAGAAAUUCCACUGCCAGCACAAAGACCCUGCUAAAUAUGAAGCUCAAUCACUAAUCAUACGAGUGAAAAUGGGCAAUCAAUUCAUCAAUUUCUUAGAUGUUUAUUUUCAAAUUCACAUAGUUCAAAUAGCAUGAGCAAUUUUGUUAAACAUCUCUCUGUCCAACCAAAAAUAUACAGGAAUACAGGAUUUCCUAUGCAGGAGCCUAGCAUGCAUGCAAAACCAAUAUCCUAGCUCCAACAAUUGCCUGUUACUGAUGUUUUAGAGGAAGGGGGAAAAAAAAAAGCACACAAAACCAAAGAAAUAUAACAAUGUACCUGAACAACUACAAUUAAACACAACAGGAACUUACUGUUGUGUCCUUACAGUAUCUUUCAAAUGCUGGGUUUUUAUUUAAGAUAUAAACUCUUGGUAUUCACCUCUAACACUUCUUGGACCUCAGCUCUGAAGCAUGGAGACAGUUUUGCUAAGUCUUAAUUAAAUGUUCCAAUUCGCAUUUCCAUAAAGCUGACACAUGCUUAAUUCCAGGGUGCCAUCCAAGCCAGCUUCAAAAUACUAAAUUUCUUAAAAGUCUACUCUUUGGUUGUAAAGUUUAAACACUUGGCGAACGACUGCAAUUUAUAUGAAAAAAGGUAGAGCCUGAACAGUGCAGUUACCUAUGGAGGUGGUGGAAUCUCCAUCCUUAGAGGUUUUUAAGGCCUGGCUUGACAAAGUCCUGGCUGGGAUGAUUUAGUUGGGGUUGGUCCUGGUUUGAGAAGGGGGUUGGACUUGAUGACCUCCUGAGGUCCCUUCCAACCCUAAUCUUCUAUGAUAAUGCCCAUCAGAACCUGCUCACCGCCUUUCAAGUAGAAAGACAUAACUGAGAAACUCUUUGUGGCAUUACACAAUGACCAGCAGCAGCAGAUUGUACUCUUACCUGUUGAUAGAUCCCAGCAUGCCAGGGCUAAUAUGAUCACACUGAGGGGUUUUUACCAAGGGGAAGACAGCUGAGGAAGGUGUGAUUGGAUUGCUGUCCAUAAGCUGGAAGACAUCAUCAUCUUGGCUUUCCCGAAAUGUUGGGAGCUACAAGAAAAAUCACAUCAUCGUCGUCAUCAAUGAACUAGCACUUUUAGAAACCUAUUCAUCUGGGACAGUGAAUUAAAAAUGCACCUUACUUAUUCUGCUUUCCCCUCUGUAGUCUCUUGUUAAGGAGCACAGAUGAAAUAGCCUGCAGCCAAAUGCUUUUUUAUUUGGACAGCAAGAGCCACAGCACUUUUUUUUUUUGUUUUAGCAGACACCAAGAAUAUUGGACUGGGUUUUGAGAGUAAGAUGGGAAGAGAUUUAAAAGUUCUCUUAAAAUUUUAUUUAGCAACUUUCAAGGUAUUUCAAUCCAUAUUAAGUUUUCCUUGGCACGAGAUGGAUUUGGUUUUCAAAUAAGCCUCAAUUCAGCCUCUUUUUAUGCACUCACAAUUUUACAUGUGCACUUUUUAAAAACUAAUGGCUGCUGUCAGGUUUAUGCUUGUAAAGUCUGUCUGUACACACGGGUUAAGGCUUGAAAAGCAUGCAUGCAGGUGUAUGUACACACAAAGGGAAUACCCAUCUUUAAAAAAAAAAAUAAUCAGACCACACAACUGUGGAAUUUUUCCAUCAACUACUAGUCACACAGAAACCUAGCCAUCACUUUGAUCUCACUUACAGAAUAAAAAUUCUAACUGUAAUUACAGGGGGCAGAACCUCCAGACAGUUUUAUUACCUGCCUCAUUUUAGAUUUAUAAGAAUCUUCCCUUCAUAUUCAACCUGUCUUCAAACAAGCGCUAAAACAACAUCUUUCAAAACAGUCUCUGAGCCAUAGCCAGAUCUGGAAGUGAAUUGAAAGGGACAUAACAUGUCCUGAAAGGGAAAGUAUUGCUAGAUUUCAUGUCACCUCUUCAAAUUUGCCCAAGAAAGUCAGAUUAGAGUAGUAGCUGGGAAAACUGUUACCAUCAAGGUUCUUGAAGACAGUGCACCAGGAUUUAUUUGAGGGGCUACGUGACAAGAGGAGGCUGGGGAAAUAAGCCUUGUAACAUUGUUAUCCGUAGCUUAAAGGAACCUAUUCUAGCUAUUUCUUAGACUCUUCUUCGGAAGUUCAAGUCUCUGCAGUACUUUUGAUUGAAGGCCAGACGCUUGCAGCAGCCAGGCAUGGCUGGGAGCAUAUCUAGGAAACCCAAAUUGCCAACACUAAGCCAUAAGUGGUCAAAGAUAUAAGCCCUUUCUCCCAACAUAAAAGUCACUGACCUAUGAUCCAAGAAAUUGAACGGGCAGAUUUUUAAAAUAGAAGAUUCGAUUUAAUAUAUUUUUUUAAAUUACAGAUUUACCUUUACUCUUCUAUUCUGUAGCGGUGUUGCAGUGAAAAUAUCAUCAUGGUCAUCCUUUGGCAAAUGCUCCAGGAAGUCCCUCAUCUGUUGUUUCCUUUUAAACGUUCCCACCUUAGCAGUUAUCAUUACCGGUUGUUUCUUAUCUGAAUCUGCCAACAUAUUACAUUUGUUCAGAGGUAUUGGCUAUGUUAUUUGGCCUUACAGAUUAUUAGUUAUAGACAAUACUGUUGUGAUGCACAAUCCACAGUUUUACGAUCUUUUGAGUCUUCCUGCUCCCUGUACUUCUAGUUUCUAUAGAAUUUACACACGAAAA